GCAGAACAAAGAAGAGGCAAUGUCGCAAAUCCUUUUAACAAUGGCAAAAUACGGAAACAAACAAUGGCUUUGUAGUCCCGUGGACAAGUCAGCGUAUUCUAGAUAGAUAACAGGUUCAAGAGGAGGAGACGAAUAAUAAAAUAAAAUAAAAAACCGAAAAACAUAAAUAAAAUAGCGGCUCUCCCCAGUAGCAGCUCUCCAAUCUGCUUCUUCUUCACGAUCCCCACCUAGACCAUAGUGGAGGAUAAACUAAGCGGAAAAAGUUUUAGAAGAUACCAACAAUAAACUUGAUGUACAUGUAAUUGAAAUGGUGGGAAGUAAGUAGGAGGAAAAUGGAAUGGGCGGCAAAGGCAAACCAUAUGGGAGGGAUUCCAAGGAAGAUAGUGAUCACGGCGAUUGGGGGUUUUGCAAAGGCCUAUGCUUCCCUUUUCAACUCAACCUUCAUUCACAAUGCCGAUACUCUCAUUCGUCUUGUCCAAUCUAGACCUCCCAGAAUACCCCUCAUCACCGUAAGCAACCAUAUGUCCACCUUGGACGAUCCUCUUCUCUGGGGGUUCAGGGGAUUUCCAACCUGCAAUCAUAAACUUGCUCGUUGGGUUCUCGCCGCUGAGGACAUCUGCUUCAAAAAUAGUAUCUAUUCUUAUUUUUUCAGACUUGGGAAGUGCAUACCUAUUACAAGGGGUGCUGGAAUUUAUCAAAAGCAUAUGAAUGAAGCUCUUGACCGCUUAAGUGAUGGAGAAUGGCUUCAUACAUUCCCAGAAGGAAAAGUAUCCCAAGAAGAUGCACCCAUAAGGCGAUUGAAAUGGGGAACUGCUAGUCUCAUUGUUCGGGCCCCUAUAACCCCAAUUGUUUUGCCAAUUGUACACAAUGGAUUUGAGCAGGUGAUGCCUGAGAAGUUUUUUUGGGGUAGAAGGCCACCUAUUCCAUUAUGUAACAAGAAUAUUAACAUAAUUGUCGGCGAGCCAAUAGAAUUUGACCUUCUUAAAAUGAGGCAGAUGGCAAUUUCUCUGUCUCAUAAUGUGUCAUCUCCAGCAUUAGGAUGGCCUACCUGCGCUAAUGGUCUGGACGAGGCAGCGCAAAGAUAUCUCUACACUGCAAUCUCUGAGAAAAUUUGGACUGCCAUGGAGAACUUACGAAUUUUGGGUAAAAAUUUAAAGCCUAAGCUCCAAGAAUAAUAGUGUAAGAUUCUGCUGAGCUAAAUAUUAUGCUUAUGAGGCACAAAAAACUCUCAAUUUGCUUUUGUGUCCAGUGGAUGGAAAGCAUUAAUGUGAUAAAUUUUGCUUGUAAGUAAAACGAAGAUGUUUUAUCAAAAAACAGAGGAAAAGAAAAAGUAAAUAGGAUUUAGGCAUUAUUAUGAAAUGUUAUUCAGUUCGUUUUACAACAAAAUAAAUAAAUAAAAUGUUAUUAAGUUUA
Ziziphus jujuba (common jujube) is the source of this 1413-nucleotide messenger RNA. RefSeq names its product N-acylphosphatidylethanolamine synthase. Gene Ontology annotation, biological process: phospholipid metabolic process. The coding region runs from base 333 to 1175 and encodes 280 amino acids. The transcript is spliced from 6 exons. The record is from RefSeq and is a predicted model, not a curated record. Lineage: Eukaryota; Viridiplantae; Streptophyta; Magnoliopsida; Rosales; Rhamnaceae.